AUGAUAGCUAUAGAUGAUGCUGCACUUGCAUUGAUUCAAUAUUUUUUAUGCUCUCUUUACAGCUAUCCACAUCUUAAGCUUUACUGCUGAAAAAUCUGAAUACUUUUUAUUUUCAUUUUGCAGAUUUCAAUUGGAUGCUUAAAGAUCGGAAAUAAUAAAACACCUGCUCCUCCCAAUUAAUAGCAAAGAUUCUUUAAAAAUGAUAUUGUUCAUCUUAAAAUUUUCAUUUAUGAAAAUAUUACGAAAAUAUCAAUUUUAAAGACCCUAAUUUCUCAACCAAAGAUGAGCAAUUCAAUUAGAUUUUCAGAAGUUUUGGAAAGCUAGCCCCCUUUAGAAGUCUCCAUCCUUGAUCGAGCGAUUUUAAUAUAUUACUAAUUAUUAUCUUAUAAACUGAUUAAAAAAAUAUACCAUUAUUUUGUAUAUAGCGUCUCCGCGCUUUUAGCCUCUCUUUGAUUGUCUCGGGAAACAUCAGAGGAUAAAAGUGAGGAUACGCUAUAUAAUUUUUUUAAAAUUUUGCUUAGCCUUCAUCCUUGAUCGAAACCCACUGCCAUUCAAUCAAGGAUUUGGGAGUGUAAUAGGACAAAAUGAAUGAAAAUAAUAUCAGAUACUUUUGAAGAGAGAAAAGAAAGUUAUUUACUUUUUUUUUCAGGCCAAUUUCCCCAAUUAAAUUUCUUUAAGAAAUUGCUAAAACUUGCAAAUUUUCUAUCUUCUUUUCUGAUGACAUCAUCAAAUUUAGUGACUCAUCACCAAUUGGUGGCGCGGCCAUCUCUCGGGGAGACCCUAUUCCUUUUGAAUCCAAAAUCUAGCUAGCCCACGUCCUACUUCAGGGGGUAAUCGGCUAGAGAUGAUUUUUGGUCUGCUACACAUCCCAGCUCAGCACAAACUUCCUAGCGUCUUUAUUUUGUUAAGUCACCUUAGAUUUGUUGCUACAUACUUCAGAAGCCAGUGAAAAGUCCAAUUAUCUGGCAAAGCUCAUCCCGAAUCUCCCUCAAGAUGUGGACAUUCGGACCCUAGGCCAGUGGCACCAGGGGUGGUUCAACUUUUUACCUAAAAUGGGCAAAAAAUGGAAGAAGUUUAAAAAUAUGCUAAAGCACUUUAUUCGUAUUUUAAAAUAAAUUGUUAAAAAUUACUAAUUUUUUAAAUUAAAAAUUUAUAAAACUUGUGAUUAUAUCUUAGGCAUGGUAGAUGAUAUUAUGGAGCAUUUGGAUUUACUUUUUGCAUUAUAAUAGCAGUUAUUACAGCCGCACAAGCUGAGUCUUUUUGGCAAUUUGCAGUAUUUUCGCUUAUAUUACUGUCUUUAAUAGCCUUGCAAUACAUUCCAGAAAUAAAUUUAGAAAAUAAAGGAUAUGGUGGACUUUUAAGAUUAUUUACACAUGGAUUUCUGCUUAUAGAACUAAAUUCUAUAACGAUUACAGGCGAAAUCUCAUUUAAAUUAUUUCUAGAUAUGAUUCCUACACAUUUAUUAUACCAAAACUGAAAAAUUAUCUUUGAGCUUUGCGCCUUUUCAGAAGAUAUCAAAGCAAAAACAGUCACAACAGCGGUAUUGCUGGGAAGACAUGAGUGCUACAGACUUUUUGUUGUUUUGAAUUUAUUUAUAGCUCUUUAUAUGCUCUUUAGAUUUAAUUGAUUUUAAAAUUUUAUUUAUUAAAUGCUUUAAUACGUCUUAUCACAAAUAGAAUACUAUUAUAGACAUAAUUAGCUAUGGGUCUAUAAGAGGAUUAACAUUCUUGCUUUUGCCUUGGCUAUUUAGUCAAAUUUUACGACUUACUCCCCCACUUUAUUUGGAAUUAAACCUAGUCAAAAUUCCAUUUUUUGGAUAUUUUGUUCAAUAGGAAAUUUUAUAGGUAAAAAGAUUAAUUUCUAUAAAAUUAGUUUGAAUAAAUUUAAUUGAAAUAGUGCAAAUAAAAUAUAUUUAAAGCAUUGAGUACAUUUAUAUUUAAAAUUUUUAUUGAGAAAAAUUUAUUAUUAAAAAACCCCCUUAAAUUAGAAUAGGACUGUUUUUCCAAUUAAGGGAAGGGAGUUAGAAAUAUGAAGCUAAAGCGAUUAGAAAACGAAACAUUUUGGUAUAUGCUUAUUCACAAUUUUUUAACUGUAAUAACUUUAGUUUAUUCUUAA
This is a messenger RNA of Blepharisma stoltei, 2115 nucleotides long. Lineage: Eukaryota; Ciliophora; Heterotrichea; Heterotrichida; Blepharismidae. The record is from the annotation of a GenBank genome assembly.